Austrofundulus limnaeus is the source of this 1384-nucleotide messenger RNA. It is a transcript of the gene glt8d2, whose product is annotated as glycosyltransferase 8 domain containing 2. NCBI's taxonomy places the organism in Eukaryota, Metazoa, Chordata, Actinopteri, Cyprinodontiformes, Rivulidae. Gene Ontology annotation, cellular component: Golgi apparatus. The coding region runs from base 74 to 1159 and encodes 361 amino acids. The transcript is spliced from 9 exons. The record is from RefSeq and is a predicted model, not a curated record. Gene Ontology annotation, molecular function: glycosyltransferase activity.
AUUCUUAUCAUCCUGUAACUUUAGCUCGGGGUCUGUGUGUGUUUCCAGAUGCCGCUAGAAGCAAGUCUAAAAUAUGCCUGUCCUGAGAAAACUUAACCAGGUCCUGGUUGUGCUGCUACUGCUGCUGCUGUAUUUGAUUCUUCACAGUUUACUGCUGGGAACCUCCAGUCGACCCAAACCAGACCGCAGGAAGGUCCUCGGUGAUCCAGCACAAACCUCCUCUACUGGAGAGUCAGAGGAUGAUGAUGUCAUCCCUGUUGUUACCUGUGCAUCAGUGGAGCGGGUCGGAGCUACCAUGGCAACAAUCAACAGCAUCGUUAGCAAUACAGAUGCUAAAGUUUUCUUCUACGUUGUGACUCUUCGUGAUGCUGUCAAACUUACCAGGAGGUACAUAGAGAAAAGUAAACUUAAAGGAAUCCAGUAUAAGAUGUUGGAAUUUAACCCGAUGGUUCUACAAGGAAAAGUGAAAGCAGAAACUUCUCGACCUGAACUCUUACAUCCACUCAACUUUGUGCGAUUUUACCUUCCUCUGCUGGGCAUCAGCCAUGAGAGGGUUGUAUACUUAGAYGACGACGUCAUCAUCCAAAGUGACAUUAAGGAUUUGUAUAACAUUAAACUAAAAUCAGGACAUGCUGCUGCUUUUGCCACUGACUGUGACCUSCCUCCAAGUCACGAGAUGGUUCGAAGCAUCGGCAUGCAGACAACCUACAUGGGCUUUCUGGACUAUAGAAAACAAGAAGUCAAAGACUUGGACAUCAACCCCAGUGACUGCUCUUUCAACCCCGGAGUGUUUGUMGCAGAUCUCAAAGAGUGGAAGAAACAAAAGAUCACCAAACAGUUGGAGCAAUGGAUGGAGGAGAAUGUCAGGAAGAACAUUUAUAGCAGUGCCAUGGCAGGAGGUGUGGCGACUCCACCCAUGCUUAUAGUUUUUCAUGACAGAUACACAACACUGGACCCUCUGUGGCACGUCAGACACCUGGGCUGGAGUCCAGAUGCUCGUUAUUCAGAGAGCGUCCUGCGGGAGGCCCACCUGCUGCAUUGGAAUGGCCCACUCAAACCAUGGCAUUACCCUGCUGUUCACUGGGAGUUGUGGGAGAAGUGGUUUGUACCAGACCCUUCUAGAAGAUUCACUCUGACUCGGCCUGAUCGAGACCACUGAGACCUGCUGAGAGUCCUAACUUUGACCCUACUGGAGACCUGAAGUGCUCACAGAGACCCUUCAUUUCUACAUAUUUGCGCAGUGUUCACACAGCUGCUGUGGUUGUUUUUUUUUUUUAAACUCCAACUACUUCAUCAWACUUUCAACUUUUUUAACAGUUAAAUACAGUUGUGUUUGAAGCAAMAACAGCCUGUUUAAAAUUGUGACUAAAGCUCAAACUCUUUA